Trypanosoma theileri is the source of this 939-nucleotide messenger RNA. RefSeq lists its product as uncharacterized. Lineage: Eukaryota; Euglenozoa; Kinetoplastea; Trypanosomatida; Trypanosomatidae. The annotation marks the transcript as partial. The record is from RefSeq and is a predicted model, not a curated record. The transcript has a single exon.
AUGAUGUUGCGUUGUGUAUUUUGUUUUCUGGCUUUUCUCUUGAGUGUUGCCUGUGUUUGUCUGGCGGGGUCUGAUGCUGGGGUUGAUCCACCACCACCUCCACCACCUCCCCCACCUCUACCAGCUGCUGGUGGUCCUUGUCCUGAAGGUGUUAAACCUUCUGAUGAAAAACCUUGUACACCUGCCCCUUCUGGUGCUAAAGCUGAAUCUCCUGGUAGUUGUCCUGCAGGUCACACUCCUUCUAAUGAUGAAACUUGUUCUGCCUCUCCUGCUGUUGGUACUUCUUCACAGCCUGGUGUUUCUCCUUCUCCACCUGUUGGUGGUGGUAAAGAUUGUACUCAAGGUAAGACUGAUCUUCCGUGCCCUACUACCGGUAGUGAACGUGAAGAUGCUCCUACUGAGGAUUGUACGAAAGCUUCAGGGAGAGGCAAUUGCGUAGCUAAUGGUCGUGACGGUGAAGGCAGGUGCAAUGAAGGUUCUAAUCCUAAUUGUUCUUCAGCCAGAGGAACGGAUCAGGCUUCUCACAGUGAACCCGGUUCUAUUGGUUCUCCAGGUGUUCCUGUUACUUGUUCUGGCGCUACUUGUGCUUCUGUUGCUGGUGGUUUAUCUGGUGGGGGUACUCAUAUUCAACCUCAAACUAAACGUCCCGCGCAAACACCUGCACCAGCUGAAACACCAAAACCUGCCGGAACUAAUGCUCAAGAAGGCCCUCAAAGUCCUUCCGAUAAACCUGGUACUGAAGCUUCUGAUUCUCACGUUGAAGGAGCUGGAGAUGCUGGUGCCGGUUCUGACGCUGCUGCCUCUGAGGGGGGUGGUGGUGCUUCUCCUGCAGGAGACCCGCAAUCUGGAGAGAGUGGAAGAAAUGAAAAUGGAGCAGCGAAUACAUCUUCCCCUGCCAAUUCAGACACUGAGGGUAGCAGUGGUUCUAGUGCCGCAACA